AAAAAGGUAAGAACUUUGAAUCACGAUGCUUUCCCGGCGGAGCCGAUCCCAAUCGGGCGUCGUAAUUGGGCUGAUUCGGCGAUGGUUAUCCACCAAGACGACGGUGAUGAGCUUCGGAGAUGGAUCUCAGGGUGCGCUAGGCCUGGAAGGUUCCCCGGUAGGCUUUGGCUGCGACGCUUAUGAGCCAACUCCUGUCCCAGACCUACCCCCCGACGUCUGCCGCAUCGCCGCCGGUCACUACCACUCCCUCGCCGUCACUUCUCAGGGGCAUGUUUGGGCUUGGGGCCGUAACAAUGAGUCCCAACUUGGGCGACGGGAGAUCUCCCAAAGGGAGUCAUGGAGCAAACCUCAAAGAGUGGAAGGAUUGGAUACAGUGAUGGUUCGAGAUGCAUUUGCAUCUGGUGUGGCAUCGGCUGCCGUAGGAGACGAUGGCAGUUUGUGGGUAUGGGGAAAAUCCAAGCGUGGACAAUUAGGUCUCGGACAAAACAUCACUGAGGCUGUUUUACCAGCUAGAGUCGAAGCACUUGUUGGACACGAGAUAGUUAAGGUCUCACUAGGGUGGGGACACACUCUUGCCUUGACAAAGAGUGGGAAAUUGUUUGGGUGGGGUUAUUAUGCUGAUGGUAGAUUGGGGAAGAUCAGUACAUUGUUGGAGGCUUCUCCAUUGGAUUCAGUUACCCAAAAGGUAAAUUCAUACCGGAAUUCUAAGUCAAUGAUCGAAUCAGCUGAGAAAUUAGUUGUAGAAGCAAUCGAGAAGGAAAAGGACAUGCCGAUCAUUUGGGAACCUACUUUGAUAGAAGAACUGGGAAAUGUUGAAGUUGUGGAUGUUGCCUGUGGCCUCGACCAUUCCUUAGUUCUAUGCCGUAAUGGCACUCUUUUAAGUGGAGGGAGCAAUGCAUACGGCCAGUUAGGCAGAGUAGACGAAGAUUUAGGACUGUAUCCUGUGGAUGUAGAUGCAACAGCCAUGUCGCCUAUUGUUAUAGCAUCUGGGCUCGGGCACUCGUUGGCAGUUGGCGAAGGAAAAGAUGGAUCGAGUGUUUUGACAACAUGGGGAUGGAAUGGAAAUCAUCAGCUUGGGAGAGAGGGUCCGGAGAAUGUACCCGGGGUUGUGUAUGGUGGUCUGGCUGAUGAAGAGCCGGUUUCUGUUUGUGGUGGACGGGUGCAUUCAGUCGCUGUGACGAAAAAUGGUGAGGCGUGGGCUUGGGGGUGUGGCAGGAAUGGCCGGCUCGGGUUGGGUAGCUCGGCGGAUGAAGCUGAACCUGCAUUGAUCGAACAUUUGGAGGGUUCGGAGGUUUUACAAGCUGCUGCAGGUUUUGAUCAUAGUCUUGUUCUUGUUUCUGAUUGAUCAACGCUCAUAUAUGUAUGAGAGUAUGAUCAACAUAAGUUAUACAGGUAAUCAACAUAUAUUUAUAUAUGUCGCAACAUAUUCAUAAUACAAUAUAUAUUAUAUUAGCAUAUGUUAUAUUAUAACUCGAGCAUAUAUUAUAUUAUGUGUAAAUAUAUGUUGGUUACGUGCAUGACAUAUGUUGAUCCGAUCAAAUUCGAACUAUGUCGACUUGCCAGAUGAACGCAAGAUCCGCAUGUAUAUUCAUAUAUAUUUAUAUAUUGUGUUUUCUGCAUCAUCCUUUGAAAAAUUCGGUUUAAUUGAAGAUCAAAAGUUGUUUCAAAUUAUUUUUUAUUUUCAAUUCCUCGUUAAUUAUCUUUCUAUCCAAAUUCGUUUCUGUAAUUCGUAACAAAUGCAGCUUUGACUCUUUCAAGUGCAGUGCAUAUUUUUAUCCACUUUAGGAUAAGCUUUGGUUGACCAAUAAAAGCUAAUAAUGUUUCCACGACUUCUUUUCUCAUCAUCAUGAAACAAAAUAAGUAAAUUGAUAAUACAAGUUGCUGCCGACCAACUGUUAAUCGCCGGCGCCGGCGAAUUAUCAACUCUCAGCACCAUCAGCAGUAAUAAUAUUACAUACUUUUAUAUACCUAAUUAUUUUGGCAAAUUAAUCAAUCAACCUCCACAGCCACCGCAGCCACCACAGCCGCCGCAUCCUCCUCCAUCUCCCCCACCGCAGCAGCAGCCUUGGGAGGCGCUGGAACCCGCCGCCCCGCCGCCAUUAUUGCGGU
Andrographis paniculata is the source of this 2109-nucleotide messenger RNA. RefSeq lists its product as uncharacterized. NCBI's taxonomy places the organism in Eukaryota, Viridiplantae, Streptophyta, Magnoliopsida, Lamiales, Acanthaceae. Bases 26 to 1345 code for a protein of 439 amino acids. The record is from RefSeq and is a predicted model, not a curated record. The transcript is spliced from 4 exons.